UCCCACAUUAUCUAAACACCAUUCUCUAGUGGCCAUGGCUGCUAUCUUCACAAUCUCAUGGCAGUUCUCCUUCCUUCCUCCCUCCACCACUCUCAAUCAAAACCACCUCAAACCCUUAAACCCAUUUCUUCUCUCUCCUCUAACCCCAAAAUUCAAUCUUUAACCUCAAAAAAGAGGGAUUUUAUCUUCCAAUCAAUUUCUCUCUGCAUUGCUUCAUUAAUCCUUGAAACCCCAUCUGCCAUUUCUGCAACUGAAGCUCCUCCUCCUUCAAAAUCGAUUCUUUCGGGUAUUUUGAACACUAAAUCAUGGUUUCAGUUUUUUGGUGAUGGGUUUUCCAUUCGUGUUCCUCCUGAAUUUCAGGACGUUAUGGAACCUGAGGAUUUUAAUGCUGGGUUGUCCCUUUAUGGAGAUAAGGCAAAGCCAAAGACUUUUGCUGCACGGUUUGCCUCUUUUGACGGGUCUGAGGUAGUAAGUGUAAUUAUCAAGCCAUCCAACUCAUUGAAAAUUACAUUCUUAGAGGCUCAGGACAUUACUGAUAUAGGCUCUCUAAAAGAAGCAGCAAAGAUUUUCAUUCCAGGUGGGUCAUCACUGUAUUCCGCACGAACUAUUAAAAUAAAAGAAGAGGAUGGUUAUAGGACAUACUAUUUCUACGAGUUUGGCAGAGAUGAACAACAUGUUGCACUUGUAGCUGCUGUUAAUGGAGGAAAGGCAUUUGUUGCUGGAGCGACUGCCCCACAGUCUAAGUGGGAUAGCGAUGGUGUAAAACUUCGCAGUGCUGCCUUGUCUCUGACGCUGUUGUAGUCCUACUUUGACAACUGAGGUUUAGCUUUGUUUAUUAUCAUCUUAAGACUGGAGUCAUUACAUUUUGCUUGAAAGUCAGUUCCUUUUGUUCCCCUUCUUGGUGAUACAGUAGGUCAGUACCUAUGAUCUGGGCAGUGUGGGCAUAUUGUAAUUGUACAUCAUAUUCAAAAUAUCAUUGUUAGGGUGUUUGCAUGUCUUGUUCGAGUAUGUUGUAGAAAUUCUGUUACAGGCAACAUACAACUAGAGGUUCAUGGAUUAUAAUUAAUAUUGUGCAUAAUUGCAUGUUCUUUACAUUUGUAUUCGCGUGCAAGAUUUUACAUGCACUUUGAUGAAGAGACUUGUUCCUGGAUUAAUGUAAUACAGUAUUAGUAAUAUUCUUUGUGUUUUAAUCGAAAA
This is a messenger RNA of Chenopodium quinoa (quinoa), 1197 nucleotides long. RefSeq lists its product as uncharacterized. Lineage: Eukaryota; Viridiplantae; Streptophyta; Magnoliopsida; Caryophyllales; Amaranthaceae. Gene Ontology annotation, cellular component: chloroplast. The transcript is spliced from 7 exons. The record is from RefSeq and is a predicted model, not a curated record. Bases 58 to 801 code for a protein of 247 amino acids.